Messenger RNA from Durusdinium trenchii, 3471 nucleotides. The record is from the annotation of a GenBank genome assembly. Lineage: Eukaryota; Dinophyceae; Suessiales; Symbiodiniaceae.
AUACCGCAUUGCACCGUCCUUUGGUAACUUCCCAAUCAUGUCACGCUCAACAUGAUCCAUCGCAUUUCAGCCGCUCUUCUGGCUGUCGCAGUUGCGGUCGAUGUGACAGCACCACUCCGUUCUGGUCCCUUGGUCUGGCAUUUGCAGUGGGAUUCCAUGCUCGUUUUGGCUGAGACGGUGCUUCGAGAGAGGGUGGAAGCGGAACUCUUUCAGUCCUUUGCUCGUCUCCGUAAGCGAAUUUUUCGCUGGUCACCACAGGUUUGGGCCUCCGCUGGCCUUUCAGAGCUGCAGUCAGAAAUGCAAAGCACCUGGCAGAGCGAUUCUGCGUUUCACAUGGCGGCAGAGGACAAUCUGGGCCUACUACACUUGCUUCGAGAUUACUUAAAAGGACUAGAAGAAGACUGGAAACAAAUGAGCCUUGCUGUGGUCGAAUGGAAUGGUGAAGCUCAACGCGUGGCUUCACAUGUCCCUGUGAAUUUUCAGAUUCUCCUCAAGCAGGCGUCUGUUUUGCAGGGCUUGUUGGCAGCUUCACCCGGAUUUGCUGAGUGCCUAGAGCAUGUUUUAAGAGAAGCCCGCCAAAGUCGUCCAAGCAAUUCAGUGUACGAAAGUGCAGUGUGGUAUGUGCAGACUGCGCAGUGGAAAGGGCCUUUAUACCCAAAAGUCUCCGUAUUUUCUGCACGGCAGGUGCCAGAAUUGGGUCUCAGCCAGUUGAUGCGUUCCCUGACAAAGCUGCUGGAAUCCCUCGAUUGGCUUAAAGAAGUUGAGGAGCAACUGUUUGAAGUUUCUGAUGGGUGUUUGGGUCCUCAAGCUGUGUAUGAAGGGACCGAUGGGACUCUUUCUUGCACACACCUUGCCAAAGAAUUUGCUCGACUGCGUGCUUUAGUCAUUGGAUGGAUGGCUGUCCCAGAAGAGUUUUUGCAACACUUCAGCCGAUGGCAGUUUUCAGUCGCUCCUAAUGUGACCCGUCUUGAAGCGCUCACCCUCAUCUUGGAACAGGUUUUUGCAUGUCAAUACGGAUCAGGUUUGACCGACACGUUUGACCGAAACGGCACCAGCGGAUCAGGUUCCACUUUGGAUCAGAUCGCCGCAGAUGACAAAGCAAGCCUUGAUGAGGAAUACCAUUUGUUCUUAUUGGCCACCCAACGGUUGCAAACCGUGGCUCAGAGCGGCACCAGGCGCACGGAACCAGCGCUGGAGUCUGGUUCUUUGAUUAAAGAGUUGCUUGAUCUGAAGUUUGUCAUCCACUUGGUCUUUGAUGAAGCCUCCACAUGGGCAUUUCGAGUCAAAACUCGUGGAAAUGGUCUUCAGCUUCGGCUAGAAGAUGUCGCAGGAAAGCUCAGUUUCUUGCACACUGCAUUGCAACUUGUACCCAACUAUCGAACUUUAGCAUUCCAAGAAAUUCAUUCUGCUGGACAUUGGGGCAGGUCAUCUUCAGGUGGUGGAUCUUCUGAAGGAGCUACAUCGACUAUUGCAGAGAAGUUCUUGAAGUUGAUGCAGAAGAGAGAGGAGAGGAGGGUAGAGAGGAAUCUUCCUAGCAUCUCUGUUUUGGACAUUGGAUGCGGGUGGGGCGAAUGGCUUCCAUCCAUGUUACUUGAAGCAAUUACCACUGGAGCACUCCAGAAGGCAUCUGUGAAAAGAAACGGCCAAAAGAGCGACGGCAAGGCAGAGAAUACAGAAAGCUUCUUCCGCUAUUGGGGCAUCGACAUCGCAGAAAAGCCAAUCAGUGUCCUGCGUGCUCGCUUUCAGCGUGCUGGGCACUCUGGGGACGCCUUUCACUUUGUGGCAAUGGAUGCAUGCCGAGAUGAGUUACCUGGUGAGUUUGAUCUUGUUGUAGUGCGGCAUGUGUUCCAGCAUUUGAACCUGGCAGAUGCAUUCAGCCUUCUUCGGAAUCUGCGACGCACUUAUGGGGCUGGAAGGCUGGUGGAAGAUCCUGUUCUUGGUCCAGAUGAUCAUUGGGAUCCUGUUCUGGAUUCCAGAUCUCUUCUUUUGCUGUCCUCUUGGCCAAAAGAAGAUGGAACUUCGAUGAAUCAGGAUCUCAUCGGUGGCUCUUCUGCCUUUGACUCUUUGUCACCGAGCUACACACGUUCGCGCUUCAAGGGCUAUGACUUACGGAAAGCUCCUUUCAACCUACCUGAACCACUUCAAGUAUGGCAAGAGAAAUCGGGUGAAGAGCUGUUGCUUUACUCCGCCACUGUACUGAAUUCCAUUGAUUUUGCGGAUGAAAAGCAUUGCAGAUGCACUUUUUGGGACUUCUGUCCGCGGGUGUUGAGAGGACCAAUGCCAGGCGGGUGGACAUCAAGCCGAGCUCCAGAUGCCAGCGAUUUGGAGGUUUGGAAGAAGGUCAUCACUGACGUCAAUAAGGACUUGUCGAGCUUUGGGCAGCCAACGGAAGUUUCAACCCAAGUAGUGGCCGGGCUGAAGUACAAGUUUGGCUUCCAGAAUGGCGCAGAAGUGACCGUGUAUUCCAGACCAUGGGAGAAGCACCUGGAGGUCCUGGAGGUGAAAAAGGGCACCUCCCUUGAUGCCCAGGGUUGGUCCAGCGUCUUCCAUGGGCCGCUCACCACGAAAGAGGCCUUUCUGAAGAGUCUUGUGACUCAAAAGCUUCGUGGCUACGUUCUGAGUGAUACUGGUCUGAACGCCUUCGCUCCGACGGCACGUGAGGAGUUUGAGGUGCUGCUCAGCCAGUUGAAGAAGCAGACGUGGCUUUGCGGAGGUCUCACAGGACACGCCUGUGAUGCGCCAGACACUGCGCCCUUGUUCCAAGAAGACUGGCAAAGAGUCGUGAAUGACCAUGAUGCCAACAAGACGGCCCAAUUUGCGAAGCAAGUGGUGCGAAUGCGGGGCAUGGAGGUGCAAGAUGAAGAAGCACUCAGAACUUGGGCGAGGUCGCAGAAACCGGGCAGUCGCUUUGAAGCAGCCUUCGGGGAGUUGACGGAAGCCCCCGAUGCCCUGUGUGGUGGCACCGCGACACCGUGCAAGACCUCUCACACCACAGGUGAGCUCACAGGGCUGCAGCAAAGAGCCGUGUGGACCGGAACCCUGGCCUUCCUGGCCCUUUGCGUGACCGUGUGUGUCCUGGUGAUCAUUGCCUAUGCUGUGGUGCAGGAAGACAAGCGGAAGUCCACCAGCCACGAUCUUCAGAUGCAGGUUAGAAAUUCCAAGUUGAAGUACCAGCACUCCUUGGCUCUGCGCGAGAUGCAGUCGAUCCUUCCGCAGGCCAAAGCCGCAGCUCCGGCACCGCGGGGCGCGGCGCCGGCCGUCGGCUACAUGGCAGGCUAUGCUGGCUACGCCCCAGUCAUGGCCACCCAAAGCCAUGCUACUGGAGCUGCACCAGCUGCUUCCACCGUGGUGUCCUUUUCGCCCACCGCGCCCGCUCCCGUUUACUCUCGAGGCCUUGCACCAACACCUCCAACGGUGAGCAGGGGAACAGCAGUCCUGAGCAGCGAGCAGACACUGAAACCUGGGUGUUGA